AUGCGCGACCUCAUGGAGACACGCGCACAGGUCGAGGCCGAGCGCGCAGUGGCCAUCGCUGCCCGUCGGGAGGUCAAAAACAUGUCCAACCAGAAUCGCUCCCUACGAGAAGCACUCCAGCAGCGAGUCGCGCAGGACGACGUCUUAGACAGGGCCCAUCAGCAGAAGACCCCUAUACCGACCAUUGGCGGUGUCCCCACACCGGGACCGGCCCUCACUGCGGACCCCGCCACCGGCCUUGCUGGCACAUUCGUGCCCCCAUAUCUCACGUUAGGAAGCCUCACUCGCCCCACACACAGCAACACCAGCACGGACCCACAGGUGAUCUACCUGAAUUCCCCGCUCCUGCCAGGCCACCUUGGUGCCGUACCAAUUCCCCAACCGACUGCCGAUAUGGCGGGAACCUCGGGUCCAAACACUACCACGGCCGCCAACAUACCUCCACUCGAUAUCAACACCCGGCUAUUGCUCCAAAUGAACGAGGCCAUCGCCUCCCUACAGGCACGGGUGGAAAGCUCCGAAAACAGAACUGGGUGGCAGCCGAUCACAGCCGGUUUCCAAGGCAAGACAGGACGCUUCACUGCCCGUAUACAGGCCGAGAAGCGACCACCAGAAGCUAAGCCUCUCAAGAUCGAAAAGUAUAACGGGACCCGAGACCCAUACCACCAUCUCGAAGUCUUUGAAUCCAUACUCCAUGGAACGCGAUAUACAGAUGCCAUGGCCUGCCAUGCGUUCGAGGAAACUUUGACGGACGAAGCCCUGCGUUGGUUCCUCAACCUACCCACCAACUCCAUUGAUAGUUUCCAAGAAUUGGGCGACAAGUUCCUGCGACGAUUCAUCCUGUGCGGCGGUGGAUAUCGCACAACUCCCGACCUAUUCAGGCUCAAGCAGCGGCCAAACGAGCGAUUACGAGACUUUGUUCGCCGGUGGCAAAAUCAGGCCACGCAGUGCCGCUCCUUCGACCCGGUCCUGGCGGCAUCUGCGUUUAAACAGGCAAUCCAACCCGGAUACUUCUUGUUGCAAAUCAACACCAAUCCCCCCGCAACAUAUGAUGACCUCCUCGAUGCCGCUACAGCCUUUGCUUAG
Rosa rugosa (rugosa rose) is the source of this 1086-nucleotide messenger RNA. RefSeq lists its product as uncharacterized. The transcript has a single exon. The coding region runs from base 1 to 1086 and encodes 361 amino acids. Lineage: Eukaryota; Viridiplantae; Streptophyta; Magnoliopsida; Rosales; Rosaceae. The record is from RefSeq and is a predicted model, not a curated record.